Molecule: messenger RNA, 4115 nt
Organism: Pongo pygmaeus (Bornean orangutan)
Lineage: Eukaryota; Metazoa; Chordata; Mammalia; Primates; Hominidae
Gene: KCNK18
Product: potassium two pore domain channel subfamily K member 18
Exons: 3
Coding region: 1060-2265 (401 amino acids)
Biological process (GO): potassium ion transmembrane transport; stabilization of membrane potential
Cellular component (GO): plasma membrane
Molecular function (GO): potassium ion leak channel activity; outward rectifier potassium channel activity
Source: RefSeq, a predicted model, not a curated record
GUUCCUUGAGGGCUUUGAUGAUCAGGGCAGAGACAGAAGGUACUACCUCAAUCUAUGCCUGCCUGUUCUGAAUGGUUUCACUGUAAUCCUCAGAUCCUUCAAGUCACUGAUUGCCCUAACGAUGUCAUUACCAAUGUGUUUUGGAGACAGACACAGGGGGUUGAUCUUAGGGGCCAGCACAGAUGUGGCACCAACAUCAUUCCUGGUGCAUCUCAGACUUUAAUCUCAUUGGGGUCAAAUUUAGGCUGCAUGGUGGAGGUAGCUGGUGUUAGAUGAACCUAGAUUCAGGACGACCAAAGAAAGUUGCACAUUGGCCUACUCUGAGCUGAAAAUUGAAAGGUGGGGCACCUUUCUCAUGGCAGACACAGGCAUAGCUGAGCAAGUCCAAAUGCACAAGCACAGGCCUAGCCCCUGCUUGAAUCACAUCUGCUAAUGCCCAGCUGUCUGGAGCAAGUGAGAUGACCUACCCUAAAGCCAAGUUGAAGGAAGUACACUCUGCCCACCAUGAGGCCACAGCAAGGGGGGGUAUGCAGCAGAGGAGUGAAGAACUGGUACCAAUAAUUAGAUCCACACAGGAUAAAGGUCGUUUGGAAACCAUUGAGCUCUGGCCGCAUUAGUUACUAUGGUUACUAUUACUAUUAUUAGUUACUACUAUUAUCACCUGUCCAGAAGACCAGGCAUCCUAAGCCAAGUUGUGUCACAGACAGCUCUCAGGAAAGAAUCAGCUCUCAGGAAAGAAUCACUUGACUAAAUGCCAAAGAUCAGGUUUGGGAUCUGCAAUUCAAAACUGCAGUUUGGGGAUAAAAAAGAUUAAAUGUAGCACAAAACAACCACACUAUCCUCCCAAAGCCCCUUCCAGGCAGCUCCAGGGCCGGCCCGGCAGAUCAAUAGCAAUCUGGGGUGCUAGAGAGGGCGCCAUCUGAGUAGUUCGGAUGAACUGAACGUGAUGAGUUGCCGGCUGCUUCCUGAGUCCUUGGGGAAGUACAUGCACCAUCCACUUAGCGCUGGAGCCUGGCUGUUCCCCGGGCACUCCUACCCCAUCUUCCUGGCGGGGCUUAGAUGCUCCUGGCUCUUCCAACGGCUCCUCUUGCCCUGCAAGCUCCAGGGAGGAUGGAGGCCUCCGGGCACCCCCGGGCCAGGAGAUGCUGCCCAGAGGCUCUGGGAAAGCUCUUCCCCGGCCUCUGCUUCCUCUGCUUUCUGGUGACCUACGCCCUGGUGGGUGCUGUGCUCUUCUCUGCCAUUGAGGACGGCCAGGUCCUGGUGGCAGCAGAUGAUGGAGAGUUUGAGAAGUUCUUGGAGGAGCUCUGCAGAAUCUUGAACUGCAGUGAAACAGUGGUGGAAGAUAGGAAACAGGAUCUCCAGGGGCAUCUGCAGAAGGUGAAGCCUCAGUGGUUUAACAGGACCACAAACUGGUCCUUCCUGAGCUCGCUCUUUUUCUGCUGCACAGUGUUCAGCACUGUGGGCUAUGGCUACAUCUACCCGGUCACCAGGCUUGGCAAGUACUUGUGCAUGCUCUAUGCUCUCUUUGGUAUCCCCUUGAUGUUCCUCGUUCUCACGGACACAGGCGACAUCCUGGCAACCAUCUUAUCCACAUCUUAUAAUCGGUUCCGAAAAUUCCCUUUCUGUACCCAUCCCCUCCUCUCCAAGUGGUGCCCCAAAUCUCUCUUCAAGAAAAAACCGGACCCCAAGCCUGCAGAUGAAGCUGUCCCUCAGAUCAUCAUCAGUGCUGAAGAGCUUCCAGGCCCUAAACUUGGCACAUGUCCUUCACGCCCAAGCUGCAGCAUGGAGCUGUUUGAGAGACCUCAUGCGCGAGAGAAACAGAACACAUUGCAACUGCCCCCACAAGCCAUGGAAAGGAGUAACUCGUGUCCCGAACUGGUGUUGGGGAGACUCUCAUACUCCAUCAUCAGCAACCUGGAUGAAGUUGGACAGCAGGUGGAGAGGUUGGACAUCCCCCUCCCCAUCAUUGCCCUCAUUGUUUUUGCCUACAUUUCCUGUGCAGCUGCCAUCCUCCCCUUCUGGGAGACACAGUUGGAUUUCGAGAAUGCCUUCUAUUUCUGCUUUGUCACGCUCACCACCAUUGGGUUUGGGGAUACUGUUUUAGAACACCCUAACUUCUUCCUGUUCUUCUCCAUUUAUAUCAUCAUUGGAAUGGAGAUUGUGUUCAUUGCUUUCAAGUUGGUGCAAAACAGGCUGAUUGACAUAUACAAAAAUGUUAUGCUAUUCUUUGCAAAAGGGAAGUUUUACCACCUUGUUAAAAAGUGAAGGUUUCAUUAUCUCUCAGGUGACUGACACUGGCUGAGGCUGGUUUUCUUGUGUUGUCUGUCAGGGUCAUGCAGCCUGUCACCUGAGACCUUCAGUCUUGGAGACAAAUCCCUUAUGAGAGCCAAGUUCAGUCUUGAGGCCCUGCAGAAAUUUGGCCAAUGCUCUUUGUAUCAGGGCAUUAGUGAAAAAAAACUAUCACCAUUCCCCAAAGUCCAAUUAAUUUAUCUGUCUUCCUUUUUUAAAAGCACCACUCAUGUAGAUGGAGCAACCUUAUGGAUGUCCCUGCUUUUCUUGAAAUAUGAGAAACAAAACACCUUUAUUCUUGGAAGUUGUACUUUUAGUUAAAUUAAAAUCUUCCUGAACUGUUCUUUGUUACCUGAAAAAGAACUAGUGCGAACAACCUCUUUCUUGAAUGACCGCAUGAGUGCAUGUAAGACCAACCCAAUCCCAGCCCCUGCAAAAUACAUAGAUGCCGGGUGUCACCAAAAUGGCAAAGUAGAAGCAAUCUGGCUUCACUGUCCUCCAUAGAAAACUAAAAACAAUGAUCUAGUGCCAAGAUGAUAAUUACCAAUAUCCCAGAACUCAAAAUGAGGCUGUGACAAAACCUGGGGCCACAGAAAAGUGAAAACCUGUGAACAGAAGGUAGUAAAAUGGACUCCUCUGUGACAUCCCUUCCCCAAACUGUAAGUCACUACACAGAAAAGUUCCCUGGACAUUUCUACACUGGGAAAAAUAAGAUCAAGGCAGCCAGCCAGCUUCCUCAUCAUCUUGACUACCUACUCAGGAAAGUUUUCCUGCCUCAACCCACAGGAAGAAUCAUGAAUACCUAUAGGGUGAGGGACCCCUGAAAGCCUCUGGCGUCACAUAGACAGUGGAGGUGGGGCUACCAGCCCAGUGUGUGAAACUCUGGGGCUACUCUUCAUCUCAGACAAACAAAACACUGAAUCAGAGAGGUGGUUCAGCAGCAUCACAUUGUAAGAUGCACUCUCCACAGGCCCUCUGGGCAUGAACCCCUAGCCAGCCUCCCCACAGAGCUGCAGAAUCCCCUUUGGUGCCCUUUAUCUGUGAAAAGGCAGAGCUUUGAACUUUUGCAAGAGUCAUGACAAACCUGGGCUUAGGGUGCUAUUUAGUGCUGAAAAGGAGGCAGUGAUCUAGAGCUAAAGGAACCAAUAGGCCAAAUGCACAGAACAUCUAAACACACAUAUGCUAAAGAGACCAAACUAACCCAGGCAGCAAAGACUGGAAUAAAUAACUAAACCUUCAAUGUGAAGACAUAUGUGUACAUGCAUAAGAAACUGCUAACACCAGGAACGAUGACUUCUUCAAAUGGACAAAGCAAGGAGCCAGUGAGUGACUGACCCAAGCAAGAUGGCAAUCUGUGAGCUCUCAGAUCAGGAAUUCAAAAUAGCAGUCUUGAGGAAACUCAGCAAACUCCAAGGUAACACAGAAAAGCAAUUCAGAAACUUAUCAGAGGAAUUUAACAAAGAGAUUAAAAUAAUUUUUAAAAUAUCAAACAAAAAUAUUGGAACUGAGAAGUACAUUAGCUGAACUAAAAAACAUAUCACAAAGUCUCAACAACAGAACAGACCAAGCAGAAGAAAUAAUUAAUGAACUCAAAGACAGGCUAUUUGAAAAUAUACAAUCAGAGGAGAGAAAAGAAAACAGAAUGAAAGGACUGAAGAAUGUCUACAAAAUCUAGAAAAUAGCCUCAGAAGAGCAAAUCUAGAAGUACUGGCUUUCAAGAGGGAAUUAAGAAAGAGCGAGGGGGCAGAAGGCUUAUUCAAAGAAAUAAUAACAGUAACCUUUCAAAGUCUAGAGAAAAAUAUAAAUAUGCCAGGUACAGGAAAGUC